This is a messenger RNA of Rhinolophus ferrumequinum (greater horseshoe bat), 4504 nucleotides long. It is a transcript of the gene MAN1A1, whose product is annotated as mannosidase alpha class 1A member 1. Gene Ontology annotation, biological process: N-glycan processing; carbohydrate metabolic process. Gene Ontology annotation, molecular function: mannosyl-oligosaccharide 1,2-alpha-mannosidase activity; calcium ion binding. NCBI's taxonomy places the organism in Eukaryota, Metazoa, Chordata, Mammalia, Chiroptera, Rhinolophidae. Bases 30 to 2789 code for a protein of 919 amino acids. The transcript is spliced from 12 exons. Gene Ontology annotation, cellular component: endoplasmic reticulum; extracellular exosome; Golgi membrane. The record is from RefSeq and is a predicted model, not a curated record.
ACCCUGAGCAGCGCUGGAUUGGCCCGGCCAUGCCAUCAUUCUCCGGACGCGUCACCGCCCCCGUUUCCGACCGUUCAAAGACCGGCAGUGGUGUUAGUGCUCGCGGGGCCGCGGCGGAGGGCACCGCGCUAUCAUCUUGCUCACUCCCACUCGCCCGCGGGUCGGCGCGCUCGCCCAGCCGAGCCGCGCACCAGGCUGCGGGGCUGCCACGCUGCACACUCACCGCUGCCUGGGUGACAGAGACAGCUAGUCUAGCUCCGAGAUGGGGAGUGGGCGAAGUUGACGAGCCCCCUACCCACAUUGCGCCCCUCCUGCCGCGAGGUGCGCUGCCCUCUCCAGGAGGUGCCCGCACGCGGCCCUGUUCCAGGUGUGCACGGGACACCCCGCCCCCUGGGACCCGAAAACUUCACCCCAAGUUUAAAGAGUGGACUCCGAGGGCGUUGCCCGGAGUCGGACUCCCGUCUCCGCGCAGAGGGAGCUGUCCUAGCGGCUUGCACGGCCGUCGGAGAGAGUUGACCCGCUGGAAACUUUAUCACCAUCAUCGUAAAUACUGCGCUUUACUGUUUCUCUCCCCGCAGGGGCUGCAUCCAGCGGUCUGUCGUGCGUACUUGUUUGCCAAAGGAGCCGCUGCAGGAAGACCCAGCGGGGAGCUGUUUCCCCAGGGGAUACCUGCAGCCCAGCCGAGGGGUUUGGGCGGCCUGGAUGCGCAGGACUCAGCCCCGCAACCGCUGACGCCGGGCGGCGGCGAAGUUUGGCUGCUGAGCGGCGCGGCGCAGGGCCACUGGACAGCGGGCAGCCGGGCAACCGCAGCUGCGGGAGCGAUGCCGGUGGGGGGCCUAUUGCCGCUCUUCAGCAGCCCUGCGGGCGGCGGCCUGGGCGGGGGUCUCGGCAGCAGUGGAGGCGGUGGCAGGAAAGGGUCGGGCCCCGCUGCCUUCCGCCUGACGGAGAAGUUCGUGUUGCUGCUAGUGUUCAGCGCCUUCAUCACGCUCUGCUUCGGAGCGAUCUUCUUCCUGCCUGACUCCUCCAAGCUGCUCAGCGGGGUCCUGUUCCACUCCAGCCCCGCCCUGCAGUCGGCCGCCGACCACAAGCCCGGGCCCGGGGGGCGCGCCGAGGACUCGGCAGAAGGGCGAGCCCGGCGAGGUGAUGAGGAAGCACCCGGAGACCCCGCCGCCGCCCUGGAAGACAACUUGGCCAGAAUCCGAGAAAACCACGAGCGGGCUCUCAGGGAAGCCAAGGAGACCCUACAGAAGCUGCCAGAGGAGAUCCAAAGAGACAUACUGCUGGAGAAGGAAAAGGUGGCCCAGGAUCAGCUGCGUGACAAGGCGAUGUUCAGGGGGCUCCCCCCGGUGGAUUUCGUGUCCCCCAUCGGAGCGGUUGGCCAGGAGCCUGCGGACGCAGCCAUCCGAGAGAAGAGGGCAAAGAUCAAAGAGAUGAUGAAACAUGCUUGGAAUAAUUAUAAACGUUAUGCCUGGGGAUUAAAUGAACUGAAACCUAUUUCAAAAGAAGGCCAUUCAAGCAGUUUGUUUGGUAAUAUCAAAGGAGCAACAAUAGUAGAUGCUCUGGAUACACUUUUUAUUAUGGAAAUGAAAGAUGAAUUUGAAGAGGCAAAAUCAUGGGUUGAAGAAAAUCUAGAUUUUAAUGUGAAUGCUGAAGUUUCUGUUUUUGAAGUAAACAUACGCUUUGUUGGUGGACUACUCUCAGCCUACUAUCUGUCUGGAGAAGAGAUAUUUCGAAAGAAAGCAGUGGAACUUGGGGUAAAAUUGCUACCAGCAUUUCAUACUCCCUCUGGAAUACCUUGGGCAUUGCUGAAUAUAAAAAGUGGGAUUGGAAGGAACUGGCCCUGGGCCUCAGGAGGCAGCAGUAUUUUGGCAGAAUUUGGGACUUUGCAUUUGGAGUUUAUACACUUGAGCCACUUAUCAGGAAACCCCAUCUUUGCUGAAAAGGUAAUGAAUAUUCGAACAGUACUGAACAACCUGGAAAAACCACAAGGCCUUUAUCCUAACUAUCUGAAUCCUAGCAGUGGACAGUGGGGUCAAUAUCAUGUAUCAGUUGGAGGACUUGGAGACAGCUUUUAUGAAUAUUUGCUAAAGGCAUGGUUAAUGUCUGACAAGACAGAUCUAGAAGCUAAGAAGAUGUAUUUUGAUGCUGUUCAGGCAAUUGAGACUCACUUGAUCCGCAAGUCUAGUAGCGGGCUGACUUACAUCGCCGAGUGGAAAGGGGGCCUCCUGGAACACAAGAUGGGCCACCUGACCUGCUUUGCUGGAGGCAUGUUUGCUCUGGGGGCAGACGACGCUCCGGCAGGCCUGACCCAGCACUACCUUCAACUUGGGGCUGAGAUUGCCCGUACCUGUCAUGAGUCUUAUAAUCGCACAUUUGUGAAACUGGGACCAGAAGCUUUUAGAUUCGAUGGCGGUGUUGAAGCCAUUGCGACGAGGCAAAAUGAAAAAUACUACAUCCUACGGCCAGAGGUUGUUGAGACUUACAUGUACAUGUGGCGACUGACUCACGAUCCAAAGUACAGGAAAUGGGCCUGGGAAGCCGUAGAGGCUCUGGAAAAUCACUGCAGAGUGAAUGGCGGCUAUUCAGGCCUAAGGGAUGUUUACCUCAAACAUGACAGUUACGAUGAUGUGCAGCAAAGUUUCUUCCUGGCAGAGACACUAAAAUAUUUGUACUUGAUAUUUUCUGAUGAUGAUCUACUUCCACUGGAACACUGGAUCUUCAAUACUGAGGCACAUCUUCUCCCUGUACUCUAUCCAAAUAAAAAGGAAGUUGAAGUCAAUGAAAAAUAAAAAGACAUUUUAUAUUUUACUCUGCUCCAUUCCCUUCACUGCACACCUUAAUAAUUCCUUUUCUGGUGUUCAGGCACAUGAUGAAUUUUUAUUACUAGCUCUGUGAUUAUUCUAAGUUCUAAAAUUGUUUUGCAGUCUUUUAUGUUUAUCAUCAUAGGCUUAGAUGGGCCUAAAUUCCUUUUCAUAUCCUUUAUUAUUCGGUCAGUAGAUCACAGGUUUUUUAUUUUAAGUAACCUUUUAUAUCUGGAGUUCAGGAAGGUAUAGUAUCAUUUUUAUUAAACUGAAUACAGUGGUAUACCAAUGACCUCUUAAUUAUAAUUUUGAUUUGACUGCAAAACUUUUUCCUCCUCUAUGAGGAGAUGGUGUCUGCUUUAAGCUGUAAUGUUUUGCCAUGUUGCAAAAAGCCAUAAUAAUAAAUUAAAUAUUAAAAAAGCUUUUUCCUUUUCAAUUUCAAUGUUAAUAUGGUUUGUCUAUCCACCAGAGACAGAUCUUAUAACUGUGACAGCCUCGUUAUGCGGGUCUAUCAUUAUUUGAUAGAAUGUCUUCUAAAAUCCUUCACUCACAUUUUAAUUCAACUUAGAAUGUCAUCCCAAAAGGAUCAUCUCAUAUUGACCUCAUUUCGUUGGAACCAUAGUAUAUUUUUUUUGGUUAAUUAUAUUAGCGUUUCCUAAUUUGUGAAUUAGUUCUCAAAUUUUACUUCAAAUGCCCUGUGUCGUUUCUGGAUCAUGUACUGGUUAAUUUCUUUCUUUAUCCACCACACAAGACAGUGAGCUUUCAAGUUUUGCAGAUCUCUGCUAUUAUUGAAUUAUAUUUUUUUAAGGGAAAUAGUAUCACUUUUAGUGUGUCAGCUUUCGCUUUUUACUAAAUACAUGAAGAACUGGGUCUCUAAAGAAAGGGUGAGUAUUUCAUUUGGCUUUUAGUUUGCAUUUCAUCUUUAACUUUUUUUUCUUGAGAAAAAGGAAGCAUUACCUAUGGUUCAGAUUUUUCAGAUUUGAAAAGGGCCCUUUCUCGAAUGUAGUUAAGUUAUUUCAUAUCAGUUUAUUAAAGCAGGAUUUAACUCUGAAAGAAGCUUUGCCAAUGAUUCUAUUCAUGGUCUAUUGAGGAAAAUCUAAUAAACUUUUAGGCCAAAUAAAAAUAUAGUAUAUUUUAUCUGAUUAGAUUCAACAUAGUGACCCCAGUUUAGAACCAAUAUACGAGAUUGGACGCUCCCAAUCCCCUACAAUCCUGCAGCAGAUCAAAAUAGUUAUAUGAUUGUUUAGAGUGUUGUUUUGAGAUAUUAAUGGUUUUCCCAAGAAUAGAUUUGGUGACAGCUUGUGUUUUCUUAGCAUAUUGGUUCAUAUUUUAUGUAUAUUCCCAUGAAAAGGCUAAUACGAUGAUGUAUAUUCUGAGGUACAAAGAGUAUAAUUUUCAACCUAGCAGUGGUCAAAUAGAUCAGUGCAAUCCCAUGGAUUAAGCUGAAGCAUAUGCAAUGGCUGCAUUGUAGUUUUAAAUCUAUCCAAUAUUAGCAAUUUCUUAUGGUUCAGUCUAAUAUUUUUUAAUACAGUUAUUUUCUUGGAUCUCAGUCAACUUCAUUAUUUUACCUAUUUCAGUUUUUGAAAGUGUUUCAAAGGAUUUCAUUUGUCUGAAAGGACCACCUUGUGUGACCUGCUCUUUUUUUCAAUAUUGUAUACUGGUAUAUGUCAAAGAAUAAAUUAAUAAAAUUAGUAAAUGAAAAA